AUGGACGAAGACGACUCCCUCGCAAUCGACCCCGAAAUGGCAGCCUUCAUGGGCUUCGCCUCCUUCGGAACCCAACCAGCCGCCAAGAAGCGCAAGUACAACCACCGCACCGACGCCGUCUCCUCCGCGACCGGCGCGAACCAGACUGCCCUCGCCCCUCGCGCUCCGCGCCCCGCUCCGUCGACGACGACCGACAUUGCUGCCGCGCCCGCCGCCAACGCCGAUGAGAUAGCCCUCGACGAUGACGAUGAAGACGACGGAUCUGCUGUUGUCGCCGCCGCUGGUGACGUGGACGCAGAGGAAGGCGGCGCAAAUCUCUACUCAGAUCCAACCGUUGCCCCGGCCCUCGCCCACGCGCAAAGCCUGAUAGAUGAAUUGGCCAACCAGGGCGCGGCAGUAGAAGAUGGAAUCUCGGCACCGCAGGCACAGAGCACAGCCUCCUCUCUUCCAACGUCAUCGGCCCUACCCCAGCGGCCCGAUGCGUCGUGGGGUAAGAAAAUGGGAACCGCUCCGACGACGAUGCCGACGAGGGAACGCCCUGAGCAGCAUCAGCACCAGCACCAGCGUGGCGGUCGCGGGGGGUACCAGCAGCAACAGAGGAACGAUGGCAAGCCUUGGUGGGAGGGCUACUACGACCCCGCGUCGAAUGAGAACCCAUGGGAGAGGCUGGAGAAGAAGGCUGGAGUUCUGUCCAAGGGGACUUGGGUGGCGAGGGGUACCCAACCUCAGACGGCUUGA
Molecule: messenger RNA, 738 nt
Organism: Colletotrichum scovillei
Lineage: Eukaryota; Fungi; Ascomycota; Sordariomycetes; Glomerellales; Glomerellaceae
Exons: 1
Coding region: 1-738 (245 amino acids)
Source: RefSeq, a predicted model, not a curated record